AUGACAGACACUGCGCCGAAGCCAUCACUAGCCUCGAAGGAGGAAAGUGAAGAGACACCAAGUGAGUCAGUCGCCCUUAGCUUGAAUACCAAGCCGGAGGAACCGGAGCCAAGAGUUGAGGUGAGCCCUGAGACCUUCCGCGAGGUGGCAUACGCAGUCCUGGUGGACGAGUUGAAGAAAUGGGGCUCUCCGGCCCAAUAUCUUCAAAAGACUUACCCGACUCCGGAGUCGCAGCUUGAAUUCAAAGAGCUGUUGCUGGAACACUUUCCCAAGAGCCCGGGAAUUGAUUACCACAGCAGCUCCGAGCUACCAAGCAACAUGACCGAUCUUAUGGCGCUUCAUUUGUCAGAUUUGGGAUUCUUUGCCCGCUCCAGCACCAAACCUGCGCCGUUCCUCCACACCAGCAUCAGUCUUCUGGAUGAGUACUUGACCAAUUCAUUCUUGACUGAGCAGGACCCGGUUCUCCUUGCCCAAGGUCCUAGCACCAGCCCCACACCCGACCCGUUCUGGUCCAUAUACGUGAAGGGUGCCGCUCGAAGUUGCACUGCGCUGUUCCUGGCCGCGCAGUGCAUCAAGCGUGGGUGGAAGUUGGCCGUGCUGCGGCCAAACCUGCAGCAGUCGCUGCUGGUGGUUCACGCACGGCGCGGGUUCAUGCCAACUGACAGAGAGGCUGUAGCUUUGGAGAACGCGCGGCUCUCAUCCCGGGGCGCCAUCAGGAAGAGCCACUGUGUGCUGACAUGGCUGGGCAAGCUGUCGCUGCUACGGGAGCAAGGCCUUUCAGCUGAGAACACUCUGAAAGUUUGGAAUCAGAGCUGCACCAAGGAGUCUGCCUUGACAGGCAGCCGAAGAGUUGCGUUGCUGCAGCUGCUGGGCAUGCCCAAGGCAGCUGCGGACCUUCUCUUGGAACAUGUGUCACUGUUUGGUGACCGGACAGCAUUCAUGGAAGAUGCAUUUGCCAGCAAACGCUUGGGAGUGGGGGCCAUGCCCCGGUCAGGAUCCAAAGCCUGGAACAUGCGGCUCCAGGUGACCGAGGCCGGGCAAAUGCUUUUCCUCCGGUACAUUCACAGCCAGCACCUCAAACGGCUUCCGGGAACCCGGGCGAAGAGAAGCAAAGAUGAUCUCGAGGAGGCCAUCUCGAUGGCGCAGCUUCUGGUCUCGCUGACGGACGACCUGACAGCGCAGAUGCCCAUCGCAUCGGUUGAUGCCCAGGUCUUCGAGCGGUUUGUCGAAGGUGACACGAACCUGGACUUGGAGCUUCAGUCCGCAUUGUCGGAGAAGCGGGCAGAUUUUGAUCAUGGAGACAUCACAAUCUUCCGUGAGCUGGUCAAUGAGCACGCCACCAGCACUGACCGAAAGAGACAGGCCCUGGGCAUGCCGACCAGCAGCAUUGCAGCCGCCCAGCUGGAGCGCCAGGAGUUUGACAUUGCCAUGUCCACUCUGAAGCGGGACUGCGAUGCUUACAGGAUUUGGCUCACACAGAGCCGCGACCGGGAGGCAGCGGCGUAUUUCGCAGAGCUCCAGCACCAGAAGCAGCGCAAGCAGAAGGCCAAAGACAUUGCGAAGGAGAUGGGUCAGCCAUCCUCGGCUUUGUGGACCAUGCAGCUGACAAAGCUGGGCAAGCCCGCGGCUUGCUACCAGGAGAUUGAGGGCGCGAUCAAGAACAUCAUGAAGCGCGAGCAGUUCACGUCGAAGGAUCAGGUGCUCAGCCUGGUGGUCCUCAACUGGGCGGCGCCCAGCACAUUCAGCUCGGAGCAGCAGGCCUGCCAGGCAUCUUUGGCAGGCGCCCUGGUGAACGACGGCAGCGGCAUCGGCGCAGUGCUGACGCCGGUGUACUUCCACAAGAAGGGCGCGCUCUUCAAGGUGGAAGAGGCUGCCAACAAGCAGCUUGCGGGGGCGAACCUGAACCAGGACCACCGGUUCGCGCUCCCGUUUCAGGGCAGGAACGACAAGCGCGAGAAGCGCACCUUGGUGCAGCCUGGCCGGUUUCUGGUUCCCAUGGAGGAGGAGAGCUACCAGAAGGUGAUGGACAUCUGGCGGACGGCACCCCUGUUGCGGAAGCCCUUGGCGGAGGAGUCGGUGUUGCUGGCCACCCGGGACAUGCUAAGACCAGCCGCGGCGAUUGCCGACAAGUUAUAG
This is a messenger RNA of Effrenium voratum, 2136 nucleotides long. NCBI's taxonomy places the organism in Eukaryota, Dinophyceae, Suessiales, Symbiodiniaceae. The record is from the annotation of a GenBank genome assembly.